UAUUGUGUGGACUCACUCCCUCCACUCACUCAGAUGCAGACCCUUUCAUCCACUCACUCUCUUCUUCCUCCUCUUUCCCCAAAUUCACAACCUCAAUGGCCACCACCACCACCACCCUUUUACCCCUUUCAUGCUCCAAAACCCAUUUCACACUCCCUACUCUGAAACCCUUUCUUCUCUGCCACUCCUCCAACCACCACCGCCACUACUCUCUUCCCAAAUCUCUCCACUCUUGCAAUUUUGUUCCAGCUCGGCGUGUGGCGUGCAAGGCAACCCAGGUCUCCGUCUCCGAGGAGUCAUCGGCGUCCGGUGACGCUAAUUGGGUCCCCGUGGUGCCGCUGGCGGCGCUUCCUAGAGGGGAGCGGCGCGUGAUUAUUCAGGACAAUGAGACGAUACUGCUGCUGUGGUAUAAAGAUCAAGUGUUUGCCAUUGAAAAUAGGUCCCCUGCUGAAGGUGCCUAUUCUGAAGGAUUGAUCAAUGCCAAGCUCACCCAGGAUGGGUGUAUUGUUUGCCCAACAACUGAUAGCACAUUUGAUCUACGAACGGGAGAGGUCAAGGAAUGGUAUCCAAAAAACCCUGUCCUGAGAGUUCUCACUCCUUCUUUGAGGAAACUCUUUGUAUUUCCUGUGAAAACAGAUGAACAGAAUAUUUUUAUCAGCAUGAGAGGAGGUGUGAAAGAUGUUGCUUCCACAGAAAUUGUCUUUAGUGGGAAGGCUCAACCUGGUGUUACAGCAAGUGAUGUCAAUGUUGAUGAGGUUAGAAUGGUGGUUGAUGAGGAUUCAGUGGGAUUCGGUUUUACUGUGAAGAAUGAAAUAAUAAACGGGAAAGCAGCUGCUAUUGGUUUCCUCCUGCUAUUGGAUUUUGAGCUUUUAACAGGUAAGGGUCUUUUAAAGGGAACAGGCUUCUUGGACUUCAUAUAUUCCGUGUCGAAUGCUCUCAAUUAGACAUCAUCUGUCUCAUUUCCGCUAUGAAAAUAUUCCUUUGACAUAGUUUGUCACUUCAAGUAAUAACAUCUCCUUUUUGAAGGCCUUGUAUCUAAUAUUGUAUACCGUGAGAGAUCAAUGCAAAUGCACAACCUUUUAUUUUCUCUGUUGUCUCUGUAUACUAUAACCAUUUUUUAAAGUUCAGAUUCCAUAAUGAUACCCCAAAAUAUGCUAUUGUUCA
Molecule: messenger RNA, 1164 nt
Organism: Lotus japonicus
Lineage: Eukaryota; Viridiplantae; Streptophyta; Magnoliopsida; Fabales; Fabaceae
Exons: 3
Coding region: 96-944 (282 amino acids)
Molecular function (GO): 2 iron, 2 sulfur cluster binding; nitrite reductase [NAD(P)H] activity
Source: RefSeq, a predicted model, not a curated record